Messenger RNA from Erythranthe guttata (spotted monkey flower), 1374 nucleotides. Its product is annotated as PPPDE putative thiol peptidase family protein. Gene Ontology annotation, molecular function: deubiquitinase activity. The record is from RefSeq and is a predicted model, not a curated record. Gene Ontology annotation, biological process: protein deubiquitination. NCBI's taxonomy places the organism in Eukaryota, Viridiplantae, Streptophyta, Magnoliopsida, Lamiales, Phrymaceae.
CACCACCCCCCCCCCUGAGCGAUCCUGGCACCGCCGCCUCUUUAACCGUCCAAAGGCCGCCGCUGUAUCGUGACCUCUCCCAUCAUUCAUUACGCACUGCCGACGAGCGCGCAUUUCGGUUUUCUCUCUUCCCGGAGUUCAUCGUAGCCUCCGCCACCGUUCAUCCUCCGCCGCAGCUUUCAGGGGGACGUUUUAUCGACGGUUUGGGCAAUUGCGGAUCCAAACGACUGAAGCAGUUCAUCACCGCAAUGCAGGGCUUUUUAGGUUAUUCCUUGCUGGAUGCUGAGCUGGGGAUAUAGAAACACGAAUAAAUAUACGUAUAAAUUGGAUCAUUGAUUGGUGGUGAGGAGCGGUGCUAGAUACAAUGCGGUUGUUUCCAGUUUCAUCUAGCUUAGAUAGUUCACCCACGGAGCAGAACAACACAGAGAAAAGUCAGGCGAUGUUAUACUUAAAUGUAUAUGAUCUCACUCCUGUAAACAACUACCUUUAUUGGUUCGGACUCGGAAUCUAUCAUUCCGGUAUUGAAGUACAUGGCUUGGAAUAUGGCUUUGGAGCUCAUGAGUACCCAACCAGUGGUGUGUUCGAGGUUGAACCAAGAAGUUGCCCAGGUUUUAUCUUUAGGCGCUCAAUUUUGCUGGGCAGCACCGAAAUGUCACGUUCAGAACUUCGAUCGUUCAUGGAGCAUCUAUCCAACAGCUAUCAUGGGGAUACAUACCAUUUAAUUUCAAAGAAUUGCAAUCAUUUCACUGAUGAAGUCUGUGAGCGCUUAACUGGAAAACCUAUACCUGGGUGGGUGAAUCGAUUGGCUCGAGUAGGUUCUUUCUGUAAUUGUCUGCUGCCUGAAAGUAUCCAGGCUACAACGGUCAGACAUCAUCCUGAAAAUCAAAUGUAUUCAGAAGAUGGAAGUGAUUCUGGUGAAUCGUCUGUAAUAGGAGAGAGUGAAGGGGAGGAUCUGGAUCAUCAUCUGAUAACCACACCAAACAGUGAUGUAGCAUUUUUGAAAGACAAACCAGUGAGGCUAGCAAAAGAUGUUCUUUGAUUUUCGUUAUUUUUCUUUUCACAAUGUUAAAACUCACUGGUUUUGUUUGUGUCUCGUUUGUGGUAUUUUGUACAAGUAAUGUGUAAAUCUCUAUAAUUCAAUAGCUAAACAUCACCGAGUUGUUUCAAGUGCCUUUAGUCAAGUACAUGUGUGUAUCAUUCGCUUAAAUGUAUGUUCGGUCUGACUUUGGUUCCGUUCUUCUUCUACCUGUUUGCUGCAGAUUUUGUUGUAGAAUUGUUUUUUUUUUCGUAGUUUAAUGAAAAAAUGUUGUAAUAACUCCAGCCUGUCUUGUCUUGUAAUUCAGUUAUGUUGUUUUAAUGAUUGCUUUUCAUAUC